This is a messenger RNA of Aaosphaeria arxii CBS 175.79, 921 nucleotides long. RefSeq lists its product as uncharacterized. Bases 188 to 742 code for a protein of 184 amino acids. The transcript is spliced from 2 exons. Lineage: Eukaryota; Fungi; Ascomycota; Dothideomycetes; Pleosporales. The record is from RefSeq and is a predicted model, not a curated record.
UCCGCAGUCCAGCCAUUGUAACCCCAGUUUGUGGCUAUGUUGGCAAAGCUUCUUUUUAAAUGACAAGAAGGUACCCGGACAUACUCAUAGGAUUCUCUAGUAAUCUCAAUUACCACGAACAGCCUUUGCUACUUUUCUUCAUAGCACAUUUACACCUUCGUACCAUAGAAAGCCAUCAGUAGCAAUAAUGUCGGGACAAGAAGCGGGCGAGUCAUCAAACUCAGCUACAAAAGCACCGAGCAAGGAACAAGAAGCCCAACAAGAAAGAGAUAUCAAUUCAUCCGACAACCAAGAAGUACCACCACCACCCUACACCUCAACAGCAGCAUCAUCAUCAUCUACCGCACGACCAGACAACAUGAUACCCCUCUACGACGACGUAGAAUCCGAUAUGCUCGCCCUUGCCACCGGCGACCCCAAUGAAAUCGUCCCAGUCCCCAUGAUUCACAGCACCGAGAAGCAAUCCUUCCGCAACCUCAUCCGCGGCCGCACCGUCGUCACUCGGACAGUCAUCGUGCGCAAGAUGCCGCGAUCCUACUACCUCGCGCACUACGCCAAAGACGCGCAGGGGAACUACGUGGGGACGGGGAAGCCGGCAGCGGAUGCGGGAUUGGUGUUCGUGCCGUCGAAGAGCACGCCAGGCGACGUACUGGAGCAGGUGAGGACCGUGGCGUUUGGUAAGGAGCACAGCAUUGAUGGGUGGGUGCUUCCGGCCGGGUUGGCGGCGAUUGCUAUGUGCUAGCUUGUCUUCUAUUCAUUGCGUUUGAAGCUUCGUUUAAGAUUAUUGUCUGCUUGGGUUGUUGAGAAUGAGGGGAGUUCAGUCAUGGGAGUGAGAGUCGUUCUGGCGCAUAAGAAUACCUACUUUGAUCUCUUUCAUGGCAAAGAAUCGAAUUUCGAAUCGGAAAUUAAGUCUAGAUCUAU